Messenger RNA from Chiloscyllium plagiosum (whitespotted bambooshark), 975 nucleotides. The record is from RefSeq and is a predicted model, not a curated record. NCBI's taxonomy places the organism in Eukaryota, Metazoa, Chordata, Chondrichthyes, Orectolobiformes, Hemiscylliidae.
AUGACGCUUACUCAGAAUGCUGAGUAUUCAGUGCAAAAUGGAAACAACAGGAAAAAAUCUAACCUUGCAAAUUGUUGCCAAUCAAUGUACUCUCAGUCAUCAGCAAGUGAGGACAGUAACCUGCUGAUUGAUACUCAGUUCAGCUUCCAACAGGUGAUCUGCUGUGAAGGGAACGCUGGCUUCUACGAGGUUGGCUGUGUCAGCACUCCACUAGAAGCGGGAUAUUCCGUACUGGGAUGGAACCACCCUGGGUUCGCAGGGAGCACGGGUGUACCUUUCCCACAGAACGAGGCCAAUGCUAUGGAUGUGGUGGUACAAUACGCCAUCCAUCGCCUGAACUUCAAGCUGGAAGACAUCAUUAUCUACGCCUGGUCUAUCGGUGGUUUCACAGCUACCUGGGCAACAAUGACCUACCCAGAAAUCAGUGCUCUGGUCCUGGAUGCUUCCUUUGAUGAUCUGGUACCCCUUGCCUUGAAGGUCAUGCCUGAGAACUGCAGAGGCCUGGUUACACGGACCGUUCGAGAGUAUUUGAACCUCAACAAUGCAGAGCAGCUAUGCAAGGGUGAUGCAGUCCCGCGGUGGUGCGCGGUGAUGGAAUGGCGGCUGUGGCUGGGCAGUUGCCAUCACCUUGGGGCAGGUUCUGAUGGUGAGCCCUGUGUUCUGCUGUCCCCAGCCUCUCUCUACAGUCGCUAUGAAGUGGAUGAUGACUGGUGCACCUCGGUCCUGCAGUCCUACAAGACAGAGCACGGAGGAGAGUUCCCCUGGACUGUCGGGGAAGACAUGACAACAGAAGGGCGGAGACAGCUGGCCAUAUUCCUGGCCCACAAGCCAUGGCCACUCAGCCCAUCGCCAUGCCACCGACCCUUCAAAAUUCCUAGUCCCACUUCAGCAGGCACCCCACGCUCCCCUUCCCCUCCCACACCCCUGCAGCCUCUUCAAGUCCCUGCCCAGUUUUCAGGGCAAGGUUUUCUGUGA